This is a messenger RNA of Stylonychia lemnae, 1740 nucleotides long. The record is from the annotation of a GenBank genome assembly. NCBI's taxonomy places the organism in Eukaryota, Ciliophora, Spirotrichea, Sporadotrichida, Oxytrichidae.
AUGCAAGCUAAUGUCGCCUUCAAUUAUUUGAAGAAGGCUCUUGAUUUGGAAAUCUAAUCUAAACAAGACUCAAUGAAUAGUUGCUUAUAAAAAUCUGAAAAUGUGCUAUAAAAGUUGAAGCAAAUACCUGUUUAAGCUUAGGGUGAUAGUGGAUCUGAUUAGUCAGAUCAAAUAUAAAGGGAUUCAUAUGUGAGAAAUGUAUACACAACUAUGACAAUCGCCCUCUAUAAUCUAGGAGUUGAGCAUGAAUAUUUGAACGAGUACUCCUAGGCUAUUGAGUAUUUUAAUCGAGCCCAGUAUAUCACUCAAGAAAUUCUAGAUAGAGAUCCAUAAAUGACAAAGGUCAUAAGUGAGGGUCUGAAUAGUGUACUUUUGAAAUAAUAGAAAAAGAUGAUAUCAAACAACUAAUAUGGAAAUAAAUAAGGAAGUAACUCUCCAGUUAGAUUAAUGAUAGAUAUGAAUUCAAGUAGAUUUGCUCCAAUUGAUAGUAAAAGAUCUACUACACAGCUUGAAACUACCUACAAAUUUAUGAACAGGCGAGAUAACAUUACAAAUUCAUCCAUCAGCAGUGGCACUUCUCGACUAAAUUAAUCAAUUAGAGAAUAAGUAAAUUAAGCAUAUGGUGGAUAGACUUUAAAGCAAAGUACCCUUAAUGGCAAUUUUCAAUAAAUGCCUAGCAUAAAUAAAAUAGCAUAGAAUCAGACUAAGUUGUAAUUCGAGUAGCAAUAAAGGAAAGCGAUUUCAAAUCUAAGGAAUCUUCCUUCACAAAAUACUUAGUCUCCAUUGAAAUCCACUCAUUAUGGGCUUGAAGAGAAUAGAAAUAAUAAUAGAAGAGGAGGUGGGGGCAGUAAUGUCAGUAAUGCUAUAAAUAAGAUUCAAAGAGAGAGAAAUCUCAAUCUUCUUUAAAAGAUAAAUCAAGACUUUAGCUUACCCAACAUCCAGCACAACAACGAGAAGAAAAAUAGUAUGAAUCAUAGCUAUUUAACAGCUUUGCUAAAUUAAGAGUCUGAGGUGCAAUCGAUGGCAUCUUAGAAUGAAUUUAUGGCAUCAAGCUAAAAUAGUAAUUAUCAAUCCUUUGGUAAAACUUCAAAUAUGAUCCAAGCUCAAAACCCUUAAAAUUAAAAGUUUGUAGCUAAUAGCGGUAAUGCAAAGUACAAUCAAUUUUCAAGAUAACUCAAUAAAAUUUCUCCUUUAAGGUCACAUCAAUAAAUUGCUCCAAUAUAGAAUAAGCCCUAGGGCAAUUUCUUUGCCCAAAAAAAAUAUGAGUCCCAGGAGUUUCAUCCUGAAAAAACUAGUGUUACUUUUGGGGUUUAGGAUAACGACAGCAAGUCCUAAUCAAAGCCAAACUCUGUUUAGUAGUAUGAUAGGUUUACUAUGUAGUAAAACAAUAUUUAUUUUCAGAGUAAAAAUCCUUCUGUCAAUUUUUACAACUAAUCAGAACCUGAGGAGCAUAAGAUGCAAUUAGCGAUUAAAAAUAUUAAUGUAAAGUUGGGUGACCUAUAGGCUAAACUACAGUCGUAUAAGGCGACAAAUGACAUGAUACUAGAAGUAGACAAUGAAGUCUCUUUUAGAAAUAACUCCACUUCAAGGAGCAUAAUUAUUAAUAAAAAGCUAAGUUUAACUUUGAAUAAUAAUGAGAGGAUAUUAGUUGAAAAGACUAAUAAUAAUGAUACAACUGAUGAAUAAUAAUCAGUUAACUUUGAUCAACUAAGUUAUGUAAGUAGUGAGGCCUAACUAUGA